Messenger RNA from Candidula unifasciata, 1029 nucleotides. NCBI's taxonomy places the organism in Eukaryota, Metazoa, Mollusca, Gastropoda, Stylommatophora, Geomitridae. The record is from the annotation of a GenBank genome assembly.
AUGCCACGCAAAAUUCAAAGCUAUUGGAUUGCUGAAAGCAUAAAAAAUAAAUCAUUUGAAGAUCACUAUACACUGGGGAAAGAGCUUGGCAGGGGAUCCACUGCAAGAGUAUAUAAAUGUACUGUCAAAGGGACUGAUCAGGCUUGGGCAGUUAAGGUCAUAGAUAAGAAAGUUGAGAUGAAGCCGGUGGUCGCAGAGAUAGGAAUACUGCUAAGACUAGAUCAUCCAAAUAUUAUACGCAUGAAAGAAGUGUAUGAAACACUGGAGUGCGUAUAUAUUGUACUGGAGUUAGUAACAGGCUCAGAACUGUUUGAAAGAAUUGCUAAUGAAGAAUAUUACUCUGAGGAGCAGGCAGCAACGGCAGUGAGAGACAUAAUAACUGGUGUAGAAUACCUUCAUAAUCAUGAUGUGGUCCAUAGAGACUUGAAGCCAGAAAACAUCCUCUGUGAGAAUCCCUCCCAGGAAUCAAAGCUAAAAAUUGCCGAUUUUGGACUUUCUACAAUUGUCAGUGAUAAGGUUGCUAUGACGACUGUGUGUGGGACACCAGGGUACUGUGCUCCUGAGGUGCUGAAGGGUGCCAAGUACUUUAAAAGUUGUGAUAUGUGGAGUGUCGGUGUCAUCACAUACAUUCUAUUAUGUGGAUAUGAACCAUUUUAUGAUGAGAAUCAGAUGGCCAUGUUCAAGAAAAUUCUGAAAGGAGACUACACAUUCGAUUCGCCAUGGUGGGAUGAUGUCAGUGACAAUGCCAAAGACCUUGUGAGGAAAUUGUUGGUUGUGGAUCCAAAGAAGCGUUUGACUGCAGCAGCUGCUUUAAAACAUGUUUGGGUCGCAGGAAUAGCCAACAGACGAAAUCACAAAGAAGGCACAGUUGAGAAGAUCAAAGAAUUCAAUGCCAGACGAAAACUCAAGUUUACCACUGAUGCUGUGAUGGCCAUUGCUGGAGCCACAAGAAAGAUGCAACUCUUAGAUCUUCUUGUCCCAGGUGAAGACGUCGAGACUUCAGAGGAACAAAGGAUGAAAGACAAGUGA